AUCAGUCUCGUCUCCUCUCUCACUGCGCACUCGGGCAGUGGCAGCUCUCAACGCAAAUGCCGGGCUUGUGGCCUCUUAUAACAUGAUCGUCGCGCUCAAUCGGCUCCCUCUCCCAUCUCGGUCAGCUUCGACAAGAUCCUGGCAGACUGUCUCCAGCUGGCGACGUCCCCGUCCGCACUGCUUUCGUCCGGAAUCUAUCGCUUCAGGAGAAACGCGCAUGAAAGUCGCUGGCCCGGGGCUCUGGGCUCAUUGAAUCGUAUCCCAUGCCCUCUCGACUCGGCUCGACUCGACGCGACUGCAACCUAGCACAUGAGAUUCUCUGUCUGCUUCAACUGGACGCUUCUCGGAAGAUCAUACGCGUACAAUCCUUGCUACGUUCUUUUGUAGUCACGUAUCAAUUCACAAUGCAAUACCUGUCCCUUCC
Molecule: messenger RNA, 424 nt
Organism: Schizophyllum commune H4-8
Lineage: Eukaryota; Fungi; Basidiomycota; Agaricomycetes; Agaricales; Schizophyllaceae
Exons: 2
Coding region: 83-253 (56 amino acids)
Source: RefSeq, a predicted model, not a curated record